CACUUGCUAUGCUCCAGGCUUUGUUUGGAAACUCGUUUCUCAUCUUCCUAGCACCCCACUGUUUUUCAAUUCACAAAUGUUUAAUCAGAAUACGGUCUUCUGCAGUGAUUUUUGUCAUUCUGGGCAAAAAAAUGUAAACAAGCAGACGACGUAAACAAUUGGCAGAUUAAAAAUUAAAAAUGGCGACCGGAAAUAGUCGAAAUAUGUAAGUAAGUAAACUAAUAAACUAUUUAAGCACUAAUGGGUAUAGUUAAACUAAAUUUGAUGUGAUUAAAUCACAUUUUACGAGAUGUUCUCACUUUUAUUGGCCCACCCUGUAUAUAAAUAACAGUGAUAAUUUGUUUCUAAAAUCUUUCGUAAACUUAAGUUGUACUGUGAGUACUGAACAGUUUUUUGAGAGAAUGGCCAAUCGGAAUGCCAUGAUGUUUUUACUAAUAUCUUAAUUAGAUUGGCCAGACACUACGCCCGGAUGUUCUAUCGAUAGCUUUCAGCCUUUAAUUGACAAACCCUAUUGAUCAAAUAUUCAAUUAAAUGUUAUUUUAAGCUUAUUAAUAAUUAUAGGACAGUAAUCACGCACCCAGCAAGGUGCUCAGCAAACGUAAUUAAAAGAACAAGGUAUAUUUACAAGUCAAGAAAAGUUAUAAAAGGCGUAUCCACUUUCUAUUAUAGUAAACGUAUACACCCCACGAUUAUUUGCAGACUUCUUCGCCCCUGGUUCAGUAUCUGAACUGACCAGACAGUGAGAUAAGAAACACACCAAUAAAAACAGAAGUUCAGAGCCGCCCCGCUAUCUCUGUGGUCUGGAUUUCACAAUGGCGGCCAGGCUUUUCUUGUUGCUUAGUCUAGGCGUCUUACUGGAUCUUCAUUCAACCCACGGGGCCGUCUCUUGGGGAAUAGGUAACGUCAUUAAUAUAUAAUCUGCAUUCAACUCACUGUUGCGUAUCAUUUGAAAUAGGUAACGCUAUCUAUUAUCUUCAUUUAACUCACGGAGCCAUUGCAGGGGGAAUAGGGAACGACAUCUUCUAUCAAGGCCUGUGCAGCGUUUGGCUUUUAAAGUGUUAUGUAAACGUAGUAAGCUAGUAGUCAAAAACAGGAAGGUGGUGUCAUAUAAGAUGGUAUAACAUAAGGUGGUGUAUUAUAAGAUGGUAUAACAUAAGGUGGUGUAAUAUAUGAUGGUGUAACAUAAGGUGGUGUAAUAUAAGAUGGUGUAACAUAAGGUGGUGUAAUAUAAGAUGGUAUAACAUAAGGUUAUGUAAUAUAAGAUGGUGUAACAUGAGGUGGUGUAAUAUAAGAUUGUGUAACAUAAGGUGGUGUAAUAUAAGAUGGUAUAACAUAAGGUAGUGUUAUAUGAGAUGGUAUAAUAUAAGUUGGUGUCAAACAUUUAUUUAGUAAGUAACUAACGAGAAUAUCCUCCAAUAUGCCCCCGCCUCCUCCCCCCCCCCCCGCGCUUUCCCGAUUGGACAUUUUUACCAGGAAUUACAAAAACACUGUGACAAAAAUGUCUUUCUGACCCGAUAUUGUCUAACGUUUAACAAAAUAAACUAUGAUGUCGUUAAGGUGAAUGUCCCAACGGAGCAAAGCCUGGUGACUCCUGGUACAUAGAGGGCCAGUGUGGGAAGUGUGACUGCCGUGAGGGAUCCUACUCAUGUUACAGGUAACCAGGUAUAUGAGACACACACAGUGUGUGUGAAUAAAACAUGAAGGUAUGCCCUUUUAUGCUCCUGAGGUAUGUACAUGGCAAACCAGAAUUAUGCACAUGGCCAUCCAGCGUUAUGUACAUGACCAUCUAGAGUUAUGUACAUGUCCAUCCACAGUUAUGUACAUGGUCAUCCAGAGUUAUGUACAUGACCAUCCAGAGUUAUGUACAUGGUCAUCAAGAUUUAUUUACAUGUCCAUCCACAGUUAUGUACAUGGUCAUCCAGAGUUAUGCAUAAGUCCAUUCAGAAUUAUGUACAUGGUCAACCAGAAAUAUGUACAUAGUUAUCUAAAGUUACAUAUGUCCAUCCAAAGGUAUGUACAUGGCAAUCCAGAGUUAUGUACAUGGUCAUCUAGAGUUAUUUACAUGGCCAUACAGAGCUAUGUACGUGGUCAUCCAGAGUUAUGUACAUGGCCAUACAGAGCUAUGUACGUGGUCAUCCAGAGUUUUGUACAUUGCCAUCCAGAGUUAUGUAUAAGUUCAUCCAGAGUAUGUACAUCGCCAUCCAGAAUUAUGUACAUGGCCAUCCAGUUAUGUACAUGGUCAACCAGAAAUAUGUACAUGGUCAGCCAGAAAUAUGUACAUGGUUAUCUAGAGUUAUGUAUAUGGCCACAAAAUUAUUCUUCAUUGAUAAGUGACGCUUAAUUUAUCAGGAAUUCUUAAAUGACCUUUAACACUAGGCUUGAUAUGGUCCCACGUCAUCAGUUUAUGUCAUCUUGGUUUCAAUAUCUUAGAUUUAAUUUUUCCUCGUCAUUGUUUGAACACCUCAUACUUUAUUCCCAGCUGUGGUGCGUACGCCAUAGACUUUGACGUCAACAUGUGCUACCAUUACCGUGACAGCACCAAGCAGUACCCGGAAUGCUGUAACCCUAUCGUCAGGUGCCGCGGUGACGUGGGUUUCAACGAAACACUGUUUCAACAGUUUGGUGGUGUCACAAAUUAGUGUGUCCCCGGCAAACCAACAAUGGACUCGCCCAGAUUAGCCAUAGCAGACAAAAAAUUGGACUCGUCCAGUUAAUAAACUGUUACUUAUUCCCAGCAAUGAAACAAUCAACUCGUCCAGUUUCUGUUAUUUUCCCCAUUAAUGAAAUGUCCGUGAAUUAGUCAGAAUGACAAUGAAUAUCAAUGUGUGUUUGUGUGAUUACGUAUGUGUUGGAGUUACUUAUGGACUCCAUAGUCGGCUCGGAGUAGGUAUUUCAUGGCCUUUAAGACAACUGCCCAUGAUUUGUGAGGAUAUGAUAUUGUUCACAGUGACCUAGCCAAGCCACUCAGAGGUGAGCCAGUGUGUUUGACCAGUUAUGCUUUCAUGACCUAGCCAUGCCAAGCAGAGGUGAGCCAGUGUGUUAGACCAGUUAUGCUUUCAUUGACCUUGCAAUGUCACUCAGAGGUGAGCCAGUGUGUUAGACCAGUAAUGCUUACAUUGACCUAGCCAUGCCACUCAGAGGUGAGCCAAGAUGUUUGACCAGUAUUGCUUACAUAAGGCUCAUAUCAAUCGUAAGCUUAAAUAGGCACGUUUUCCAUGGGCUCCAACUUAGAGGGAAGGUUAAGGCUUAUUAAGAGCUACUUAGUCCACGAGUACCUGGAAUACUUCACCUGUCCACACGCAACAUCUGAAGGAACGAGUCGAAACCAGCACAUGUAGAGAAAUAAUAGUUACUAAAUAAUUUAGCUCAAAACUUUGUCCCUGGCAUUGACAAGUUAAAUAUGCGCAUCUGACCACUGGUAUAACAGCUAUGUGGCCACUGGUAUACCAGCUAUGUGGCCACUGGUAUAACGGUUAUGUGGCCGAUGGUAUAACGGCUAUGUGGCCACUGGUGUAACGGCUAUGUGGCCACUGGUGUAACAGCUAUGUGGCCACUGGUAUAACAGCUAUGUGGCCACUCGUAUAACAGAUAUGUGACCACUGGUAAAGCAGCAAUGUGACCACUGGUUUAACAGCUAAUUUAGUUGCACUGUUUUUGAUCUGGUUUAUGGGAGAUCAGAAAUGUGUAUGUAAUAAAGAAUAUAGCACUACAUAUCUGACAAAACUAUUCAACUAUUAAACAAUUCUAUUGUACA
This is a messenger RNA of Lymnaea stagnalis (great pond snail), 3754 nucleotides long. Lineage: Eukaryota; Metazoa; Mollusca; Gastropoda; Lymnaeidae. The record is from the annotation of a GenBank genome assembly.